AUGUUUUCUUGUCCUGUUCAUUAUUGUUGUAGCAUGUCCAUCGAUGGACAAGGGAUUCAAAACUCACCAAAGGGUGGGUUCUUCCUUCCUGGUUUUAUGCAUAUGUUAUUAUACUUUAUUAAUAUGGUUAUCCCACUUUCAAGUUUAACUUAAUUUUCAUGAGCACAAGGUUUACUAGAUCAAACUCUGAACCCAUUUUCACAUGGGAUCAAGAUGUAGAUGGCAUGGGGGAUUUGGCACGGUGGGCAUGGUGAUGACCGUUUUUUUUUUAAUUGUAGUAUGUUAGUGAAAAUUCCGAAAUUAUGAGCUAUGUGCAGGUGAUUCUCAUGGUCCUUAGCCAUUGCUCAAGUGCCAUAGAUCAACACUAGAGAAAGUGGGGGGCCUUUUGAAAGAAGCAUACACUCUACCUAAAGCUGCCAGCGAUGUGCCCGUGCUUCUACUUGUGGCCUUGGCUUUUACUACCAGCACUUAAAAUUGGGUAAUGGGCUCAGAAUAGUUUUGGCUCAGCUUUUCAGGAAGGUGGCAGAAGAGACUGAGUCAACAAAAAGGGCUAGUUAUGAUACGUACAUGAGCUAUAAAGAGAGGAAGAGGGGGGAGGGGGAAGAGAGAGAGAGAGAGAGAGAGCAUACAAGGUUUUAGGCAUUUUCGGAUUACAAUAAGGAUGUUCUGA
Spirodela intermedia is the source of this 670-nucleotide messenger RNA. The record is from the annotation of a GenBank genome assembly. NCBI's taxonomy places the organism in Eukaryota, Viridiplantae, Streptophyta, Magnoliopsida, Alismatales, Araceae.